AUGCAGGCGUUGCCCAAUGCGCCCCAACAUGUUCUGUCAGGUUAUGAGGGGAUCGUCGAAGGCAGUAGCAUUAGCCGCAGUCCCAGCGCUACCCACGGUGGGCGUAGGCAGGACGACAGGACUGCUACCAUCGAGGAUAGAGAUGGGGAUCCGGGGCAACAUCUGGCGCCCCGAUUGUCCGAGACGCCCCCGCCGUAUCGCGAAGCUUUAGCGAGGAACGGGUCCUGCGAGGACCAUUCUCAAACACCACGGACGGCCCCGGGGUUGAUCCCCAAGAUCUCUGAGCUGACCAAAUCGAUGCCCUCGAGUCAGCAGACAUCGAUGCCGAUGCUGGUAUCCCCUGAAGGUUCUGAGUGCUUUGAAAGCGUUCGUGACGACGACACACUUUCGCAACGGCCAAAUUGGAUCAACCAGCCAUACUCUGAGCACAAACCUAGCGUGCUGGAUGCGGAAAAGGCGAAGGUGGAUGCGUUCCACAGAUCUGAACAGGCUGGUUGGGACGACGACCGCUCCGCAAGGCGACGCUGGAUGGACGCACCGAUGCCUAUGGACGCACAGCAAUCAGCGCGGUCUAGUUGGACCAAUGAGACCGAUUCCGUGGCCGCACAAUCUGCUCAACUUGGCUGGAUGGAAACCAGAUCCGUAGAUGCACCCUCUACUCGACCUGGCUGGAUCAACGAAGAGGGAUCGGUGGGCGCACCAUCCACGCGACUUGGCUGGAAUGACGACACCGGAUCCAUAAAUGCACAGUCGGAACAACCCGGCUGGAGUAACGACAUGGCAUCGGUAACGGACGACCCAGGGUUCAGGCGCCUUGGUUUGGUACACGAUACCGCAUCCGUGGGCGCUCAGUCGGUACGACCCGGCUGGAUCAAUGAAACCUCAUCGAGAAUGGACGACACAGAGUCCGUCGGGUUUCAUGCUCGGCAAUCCAGCUGGUUGGCCAAGCCCGACUCCGUGGUACAUGAAUCCGAGUUAGCGCGACCUGAUCGGAUUCAAGGGGAGGCAAGGUCGCAGUCACCCGGAUGGGUCAACGGAAAAAAGGCCUUCCCUACGUCGGGGGGCCGACUGUCAGGGUGGGAUUCUCCGAAGAACACGCAGGAGGAUCGUGUGGAUGGCCACGAGAUGACGAUGGGGGGACAGUCCAGUUCUGAAGGCGCUGCAAGGCCCCAGAGCGAGUUGGCGGAAUCCCCACCAACAAUUGCAAAACGUGUGACUGGAGGGGCAGCGCGUGAUAUGUCUGGAAAAGCCCAUCACGGUGAUGGUGGUAGCGACAUGAGCGACGAGGGCGGGCUGCUGGGUCUGAUCAUGGAAACCAACAGAGAGGAAGCCAUCCGUAGGAGAACAGCGAGGUUGCGUAGCACGGAGCGUGCUCGUCGCGUUUUCUCGUCUUCCCCGCCCGAGCGGACCUCCAAAGAGAUGGGAGACUCGCCGAGGCAGCAAGCCCCUCGACAGCCAACUGCUGAGGUGCCAGCGGCUAAGAUCACGAUCUUACGUUCAAACACUUCGCCCCCGUCUGAAAGUGUGUCUACGCCGACCCAAAGAGCCGUUAGAGCAAAGCGAUCGCUUACUCCUACUGCGCGAUCGAAUUUUGGCGAAGGUGUUGCAACUUCGAGCCCGCCCGCAAGGCGAGACAUGCCUAGUUUGAAUGGCAAUGACAGAGCGCGGGAGUACGGGGGGAGGGGCCGGCGAGACGGGACAAACAAGAUCUCUUCAAUCCGGCGCAAUGCUAGUAGCGACAGGGCUGAUGCGAUCGAAGUAGGCGCUAAGGAGGCCAGGCGUUUUUCGUCGGGGGUUUCGCGUGUUUCUUUCGAAGGUCUCCCGCACAGUGAUUCUCCGCGGAAGAUAGGCAAGAAGGCGUCUUCCCCCGCACGGGAUCCAACGACAAGACCCCCCAUUCCGGCGCCGGUGGUGCAACGUGGUUCCGGAGUUGCGGUGUUACCAAGGACUGACGGCGGGGUAAGCAGCGAGCGGGAAAUGAUCAGUGGUUCCACUCCUCGAGGAAAGCCUCCUCUUCCCUCGGAAACGCCCGACAGUGCCGGCAGCGAAAAUAGCGCGCUGGGAGGAAAACCCGUCGACCCGGAAUUCCGGGGCAGCAAGGGGCCACAGUCUUCUCCACGCAAGAAACCGCCGACGAUGCCCGAACGCACCUUGAACAUGCCGCCCCUGCAAGUGGUAAUAAGUGUCAGUAGCCCUGCGCACAAACCACGCGACACUCGGAAGCGUGGAGGCAGCAAGUCCCGCAAGCCUAAAGAGAGUGCGGACGGCUCCUCACGCAAGUCGAAUAACGACGAAGCCCGUCCACGUAGAUCCUCUGAAACGAGCAGCACGAGCAGCUCAGACAGCGCAAAUCACGGCAACGGGAACACUCGACGUCGAGACCGCCUGCGAUCGUCAGAGGUGGCCGCGGAGGCAGUAGAUUUGGUGCGGGGCAGGACUUCUCUGGAUCAGCCUCCAGCUCAGCCAACCCCGGGGAGGAGGGCCUCAUCAACGAGCGCGCCUUCUGCCCCUAAACGAGAGAUCAAGAUGUGGAACAGCAAGGACCCCGCUGGUGCGGCUGCGGCAGCUUCGUCUGCUUCGGCUGCUGCUGAUGCUGACGGAGCUGCGGAACCCGAGGCGCUUGCACCCGCCCUUCAACUAGCAGUAGGGCACGCGCAAGGAGUGGUUCUGCCCUUGUCCAAGCAGAUAUUGCCGACAGGGCGAAGAGUCCGGGGACAGCAGCCUUUCAAGCUGGGCACGCCGAGAGAGCGCAAGACGACACGAAACCCUUCGCGAACACGCAUGCGAAUCAGGUCUGACUUGCCGCCAUUGGAGGAGGAAGUAGGCAUCCCCACGAGCCCCGUCGCAACCAGCAUCAACGUCCGGUGGCCCGGCGAUUUUUCGGGGUCUGCUCAUGCCGACAAGAAUCAUACUGCGAUGGGCAGCGACAAGGACUUGGCCGACAGGCUGCUUGCGGAAAAGCUCGGAAAAGCUCUGCAUCACGGCGCUCCUAUUACAUCCCCUGGGACCCUCCCGAAUAGCACUGCCAACAGUCUCCCGCUGGAAGUGGCGGCAGCAAGUGCCACGAAGACACAGAGGGACGCAGAGCACCGCAAGCCUAGUGCUAGAGCGCCCGACAAGGACGAGGCGGCCAAGAGCUGGCUCAACCGCCGCGCCCAACGCCAUUCGGGCAACCUGAGUCGAGAUGAUUCAUUCAGGCGCAGAGGGUCGCAGCGGUUGUCAAGGUCGUCCAGCUGGGAUGACCUCAGCUGUAGCAGCUUUGGCCAACGGGCGAUGUUCAGUCCCGGCAGGUUCAACCCUACCGCUGGCGCGCUGAGCUGGGUCGGAAGUGUGGACGACAGCUGGUGUGACAGCUCUGUACGCAGCGCCAUGACCGCUGGCACGCGCAACUCAUCGACCACCAGUCUCAGCGCAAGAGGACUUUCAGACCGCAAGCUCGUCACGCCACAGCUUUCCAAGGGCGAAAAGCAAACUGUCGAACGGCUCAAGAUCAAGCGAUCAGACGUCCACUUCGGUUACCGCCCUCUUGAAGGCAGCGACAGAGUGUACAAAAUCGAGCUGAACGGGGAGAUGCGCGCGGCAAAGGUGUUCGACACCUUGGGAAUGAGCAAGGAGGAGAUGACGGAGGUACUCGACACUUUCGACGCGGAACUCUUGGCUCUUUCACGCCUGAGCACCCCCCACAUCGUCCAGGCGUACGGUGCGUCUGUGUCACCGGCCGAGAUUAUCAUGGUGUCGGAGUUUGUGGAGGGAGGUGUUCUACGCCGUCUCCUCCACAACCCCCUCAAGCUCAAGGAUCUCACGCAGAGGGUACGCUUGGGCAUUGCAAAGGACAUAGCUUUGGGCAUGAGGAGCCUAUACGCACACGGUAUGCAGCACCGUCAUCUCUCGUCCGACUCUAUCCUCCUGACCAGUGACUAUCGGGCCAAGAUACUCGGUGUCGGUCUGACCAUGACGACCGAGCUGAUCGACUUCUUCACCGGCGACAAGCGCGCGGAAGAGCAGGCAGAAAAGGAGCUACCGUGGGCGUCGCGAGAGGUGCUGGCCGGUGCCGGCUUCAGCGAGAAGAGUGAUGUCUACAGCUUCGGAAUUGUGUUCUGGGAGAUCAUGCAGAAGGACCCCUCCCUGCCCUACGCGAACCUUCUACCGAGCCAGGUGGUUGGGGCCAAAUACAACGGUGAAGGCCCUUCGAUACCAGAGGACUGUCCGGUGGCAAUCAGUAGGUUGAUGAAGAGCUGCUGGAGCAACCUGCCCGCUGAUCGACCCUCGUUUGACAAGGUCGUAGAUGCCCUAGAAGCUCUUUGCCUCUAGACACCCUGCGAGGUGCGCGUGCAGUGCAUUGUAGCAGCGUCCCAGGCACGGUUGUUGAGUUGACACUCCACCCAUUCGUUUUAUGAAGAUUUUCAACUGGAUCCAGUGGAACUCGGUGGCGGCGGAAGGUGUUGCUUGGCGUGUUUGUGCCAAAAAUCGUGCGGAACUGCAGUCAUGUUAUCAAAAUCCAAGUAUCAGCCGUCUUGACCAAAGAAUUGAACUGUCAUUGACGUUCGA
This is a messenger RNA of Ectocarpus siliculosus, 4548 nucleotides long. The record is from the annotation of a GenBank genome assembly. NCBI's taxonomy places the organism in Eukaryota, Phaeophyceae, Ectocarpales, Ectocarpaceae.